Molecule: messenger RNA, 3722 nt
Organism: Andrographis paniculata
Lineage: Eukaryota; Viridiplantae; Streptophyta; Magnoliopsida; Lamiales; Acanthaceae
Product: kinesin-like protein KIN-7K, chloroplastic
Exons: 24
Coding region: 392-3382 (996 amino acids)
Biological process (GO): microtubule-based movement
Molecular function (GO): microtubule binding; ATP binding; microtubule motor activity
Source: RefSeq, a predicted model, not a curated record
CAUUCUACUAGUAAUCUAAUUCCAACUCCAUAACCAUCAUCUCGCUUCUAAGGCAAGCCAACCAUCUCCCUCUGCCUCUCAAUUCACCCAAGGCAAAAGUCCCCCUCUCACCAUCCCCACCCCCUCCCCCAGCCACUCCUCCACUCCAGUCGAGUCCCAGCGGAGGUCGACUGUUUCUCCCAACUAACAUCGUUAUGAUUGAACAUUACAAUAAUAACCAUCAUUUCAUUCCUCCAACUCACUCCAUCUUUUCACGAGAUCUGAUUUUCUUCCCCUCCUCAUAAAUUCGGAUCCAUCCCCUGAAUGGAUUUGCACUUCUUUUGGUUCUCUAUUUGUGCGGACGUCUGCUGCUGAGCUGAACUCGCCUGUGCUGAUUUUAGCUACUAAUACGAUGGCAUCUAGACAAGGGUCAAAACCCAAGAAAACUUCUCCAAGGCCCGCAGCAACAUUCAGCAACAACUCGCCCACUUCAUCGACGACGUCAUCAUCGCGUCAACAUCUUGAGCCUUCCCUAGACGACCUCAGUUCGCCGGCGUCGUCAUCUGCUCCAAGUAAACCUCAUUACUUUCAAUCAGAAAACCCAUAUCUGGAUGUUGGGAGGUCUAAAGAAAAUGUUACAGUUACCGUGCGGUUUCGUCCACUUAGUCCAAGGGAAAUUCGACAAGGAGAGGAGAUUGCAUGGUACGCUGAUGGGGAUUCUAUCGUGAGGAAUGAACACAAUCCUUCAAUUGCAUACGCAUAUGAUCGAGUAUUUGGCCCUACAACCACAACAAGGCAUGUUUAUGAUGUUGCUGCACAGCAUGCUGUUAGUGGUGCAAUGGAUGGAAUCAAUGGUACAAUAUUUGCAUAUGGUGUUACAAGCAGUGGAAAGACUCACACAAUGCAUGGCGAUCAGAGGUCUCCUGGUAUAAUUCCAUUGGCUGUAAAAGAUGCUUUCAGUAUCAUUCAAGAGACUCCAACUCGGGAGUUUCUCCUUCGUGUCACAUAUUUGGAAAUCUAUAAUGAGGUCAUCAAUGAUUUGUUGAAUCCAGCUGGGCAAAAUUUGAGAAUUAGGGAAGAUUUACAGGGUACCUUUGUUGAAGGAGUCAAGGAAGAAGUUGUACUAUCUCCAGCCCAUGCCCUCUCUCUUAUUGCAGCUGGAGAAGAGCACAGACAUGUGGGGUCAACAAACUUCAAUUUACAAAGUAGUAGAAGCCAUACAAUCUUCACAUUGACCAUAGAGAGUAGCCCAUGUGGUGAAAACUGUGAAGGUGAAGCUGUUAGCUUGUCACAACUGAACUUAAUUGACUUGGCUGGUUCGGAGAGCUCAAGGGUUGAAACAACAGGCAUGCGCAGAAAAGAGGGAUCCUAUAUAAAUAAGAGCUUAUUAACUCUUGGAACUGUUAUCUCAAAAUUGACGGAUGGGAAAUCUACUCACAUACCUUUCAGGGACUCAAAAUUGACUAGGCUUCUCCAAUCAUCUCUCAGCGGUCAUGGGCGUGUAUCUCUAGUCUGCACUGUUACUCCUUCAUCAAGCAACUCUGAGGAGACGCACAACACAUUGAAGUUUGCCCAUCGAGCAAAACAUAUUGAAAUCCAAGCAGCACAAAACAAGAUAAUUGAUGAGAAAUCACUAAUAAAAAAGUACCAAAAUGAAAUUAGCUGCUUGAAGGAAGAGUUGGAACAGCUGAAGAGAGGCAUAGUUACAGUUCCACAUAUGAAAGACCAUGGAGACGGUGAUAUCAUGCGACUAAAACAGAAGCUGGAAGAUGGUCAAGUGCGACUGCAGUCGAGAUUGGAACAGGAAGAAGAAGCUAAAGCUGCUUUAAUGGGAAGAAUACAGAGGCUGACAAAACUAAUUCUUGUAUCUACAAAAUCUUCACAAUCAACGAGAUUUCCCCUGCGCCCAGGACCCAGAAGAAGGCAUUCCUUUGGAGAAGAAGAGCUUGCGUAUCUGCCACAUAGACGGAGAGACCUGAUCUUGGAUGAAGAAAAUAUGGACCUGUAUGUUUCCCUUGAUGGCAGUUCUGACACCAUUGAUGAGAAGUUGAGGGAAGAGAAAAGGACCAAGAAAAAUGGGUUACUUGGUUGGUUAAAGUUACGGAAACGAGAUGCUGGCACAGGGAACUUGGCAAGCUCUAGUGAGAAAUCAAGUGGAGUCAAGUCAGCAAGUAAUCCUUCAACUCCUCAAGCUGAUAGCACUAAUAUUCACACAGACGAAAGACUUUCUCAUUCUUUGCUCACAGAAAGUACUCCUGCCAACUAUUUAUCUGAGUUGAAACAUAAUGACAUAGUGUUCGAGAAUGAGGAUAAUUAUGUGGCAGAAACUCCACUGACCAGCAUAAAGACCAUCGAUGAAAUUGACCUUCUGAGGGAGCAGCAUAAGAUUUUGUCAGGUGAAGUGGCUCUUCAAAUGAGUGCCUUAAAACGAUUAUCUGAGGAGGCUGCACAGAGUCCUGGGAAGGAGCAUAUUCAAGUGGAGAUGAGAAAUUUAAAAGAAGAAAUUCAUAAAAAGAACAAUCAAAUCACAUCACUUGGAAAGCAAAUUGCAGAUUCCAUUACAUAUGGUGAAAAGGAUAAACUGGAAGAAUUGCAACCCAUUGCAGAACUCGUGGCCCAGUUAAAUGAGAAAUCUUUUGAACUUGAGGUUAAAGCUGCUGAUAAUAGGGUAAUCCAGGAGCAGCUGAACAAAAAGGUUUUGGAAUGUGAGGAAUUGCAGGAAACUAUUGCUUCCUUAAGACAGAAGCCAUCCAAUUCGGCUGAACAUAUUAGCUUAAACCAAGUAAGUCAUGAUCUGCAAGGCUUUUCUAAAUCUCUUUCCAAAUCUCCGCAUGGCCAAGAAAAUGCAGUUCGAAUUGAUUCAAAGGACAUAUUGCUUCUGCAAGUUCAGGCAAAUGAAGCAGAAGAACUGAGAAAGAAAUUAGUUGAAUUAUCUGAAUUGAAGGAGGAGCUGGAGCUACGCAACAGCAAACUUGCAGAGGAAAGCUCAUAUGCAAAGGGAUUAGCAUCUGCUGCAGCAGUUGAACUGAAGGCUUUGUCAGAAGAAGUUGCAAAGCUAAUGAACCAAAAUGAAAGAUUAGCUGCUGAGCUGGAAGCCCAGAAAAAGUUUACCUCUCAGCGUCGUACCAACAUUCCCAACAGGAAUGGGCGGAAAGAUGGUUAUGCCAAAAAGCAUGAUCCAAGCAUCAUAUCUUCAGAGGUAAAGAGAGAGUUGGCUCUAAGCAGGGAAAGAGAGCAGGCAUUCGAAGCGGCUCUGGCCGAAAAGGACCAAAUUGAGGCUAAAUUGCAGAGAAAGGUUGAAGACUCCAAACAAAGAGAAGCCUAUCUAGAGAAUGAACUCGCUAACAUGUGGAUACUUGUGGCAAAACUAAAGAAAUCUCAGGGAGUUGAUGAUGUCAAUUGAACAGUAAGGUUGAUAUUAUAAGAUAUCCAGUGAAAUCCAGUUCAUGUUAACAAAAGGAAAAGAAAGGAGAAAAAAAGAAGUUAUUUGGUCUUGUAAUUGGUAGUAGUAAAAAGCUUUUCUUAUGGUUUAUUGGCCAAUGUGAGGUGGCCUGUGAUUAUUGGUUGAUAGGUUUAGCCUGCCUGGCUUCCUCUUUAUAUGGGGUUGUGUUGUGGUGUGAUUGUUAAAAAAAGCUAGUUUGUAAUUCGGAGAUGUAGUAGUUUCACGUAGUCGUGUUGUGUUUGUAUGCCACCAGGAGAUGCGAUUAAGUUGUUUGUGAUUUUGGGAAAUGCAGGUUUUGUAA